GUGACCGCUUCUCUUGGUGCACCGCCGAUCCUCUCAUUGUAUUUCUACGUGGGUGAGCAGUGUGUGUUCUUUUGUGGCACCUCCUCCAUAGAUCUGGUUGCGCCAUGCAUUUCUCCUGGCUACUAUAGUAAGAGCACUUGCUCUGGUUUGGACUGCUCUGCCCGUCAUGCCGCGACACCUGAAUCUCACACCGGCUCCCAAACAGGAGUGCAUGGUUUCCUUGUAACUGGAUCUACUUUUAAAUUUUUGGAGGCAGAAGAGGGCAUGCAAAGCAGAACACUUGCAAAGAGGAGAAUAAAGUAAAAGACGAGGUGAGCAGCUACAGAAGGAGAGAUUAUCUUCAGAGAGUAAAACUAUUACUUGUAGAUGUUCGAUCAGACCACCACUAUGGGCGAUGGGAACCACCGAUGUGGACCCAACCCGCUGGACCGGAUGGAGACGAAGUGCCGCGCCGAGAUAGGGAGCCGGUCCCCGGUUCAGAGCUCCACCGAUACCCCGGGGACCUCAGCGUCCACCCCGACGUCCUCCAGCGAAGACGGGCACGACAAACUUUUGGGAGUGGACCCUGACUACUGUCGGAGGAUAUUAGUAAGAGACGCUAAAGGCACCAUCCGGGAGAUCGUCCUGCCGAAGGGCCUCGACCUGGACCGGCCCAAGCGGACCCGGACCUCCUUCACGGCCGAGCAGCUGUACCGGCUGGAGCUCGAGUUCCAGCGGUGCCAGUACGUGGUGGGGCGCGAGCGCACCGAGCUCGCGAGGCAGCUGAACCUCUCCGAAACUCAGGUCAAGGUCUGGUUCCAAAACCGCCGGACCAAACAGAAGAAGGACACCACGAAGGACUCGGACAAACGCUCCUCCUCCUCCAACGAGUCCUUGGCCACCUGUAACAUCCUGCGGCUCCUGGAGCAGGGCCGCCUCCUCUCGGGCCCCAUCCCGCCGCACAACUCCCUCCUGGGGCCCCACCCCUCCAACGGCUCCCUGCUGUGCAGCCCGGGCGGAUCCUCCACCUCUCCGGGGAUGGGCACUCCGCCCUCCUCCCUCGCAGGGGGGACUUUCGGGCUGUCGCUGCCCUCGCUGGGCGGCACACCCCCCUCACCCCGCCUGGGCGUCCCCCCCCAUCACUCCCUCUGCUUCUCCAUGCCGCUGCUGGGGGGCGCCCACCACGAACUGACAUCCGUCUACGGGUGCAGUUCUUCAGCUUUUGAGCCGUACAUGCGGCUGGACAGGAAGGAGGUGGAUCAUGGUGGGAAGAAGACGGUUUCUUAAGUCCCGCGACACCUGGGGACUCGUCUCUGAAAGAGCGUUCCUCCUCAGACCUCCACCCCUCAAAUCUGUUUUAACUCUUGACUUUCACCAGAUUUGGGGGGAAAGAAAAAAACCUGGAUCAUGUGAUCUAUGCGGCACCAUUUUGUGCCACUGUUGACACAAAAUGGUGAAAAGAUGGCGGGAAGGACGUGAUGUGACGGAGACUCUCCCACAUAAAAAAAAAAACUUGUGAAUUUUUGCAGGAAAUGCCGUGUGUGUGUUGCGUGAACCCUGACAGACAGAUGUUUUAUCACCGCUCUCUUCGCAGUGGUUUCAGUGACUAUUCACUUUUUGUCCAGUGAGUUUGUGCGUGUGGUUUUCUCUCUCUAUACAAGCCUUAAUUUUACUGUUCAGGAAAAAAAAAUAAUACUUGACAUGGAUAGUUCAGACUGAAUCAGCGUCUGAAUAAGAAGAGUGAUAAUUCAAAGAGAGCAGUUUGUACACAUUUCAGUACAUAUUCCCGUACAAGUGGCCAUGUUUGAUUUGAGUUAAUGUGCUAUCACAAUAUGGAAGAAACACUGAAAAAAAAAAAAAGAAUCGUAGCAUUUAAAUAUCAGUCUGUUUGGUGUCCAGCAGUAGUUUUAUGUAAAUUCUUUAUUUGGUUGUGUUAGUGUAUGAAAUAAUGUGGUAGGAUCUGGACAAAUGGUGCAAAACUCACAUAUCUAGAUCCCAUAGUUUUAAUAUAAAAGAACAUUAAGAAGGAUAAGUGUGUGAGGAAGCUGGUGAGACUCCAAGCUUUGGAAGUCAAGGUCAAACUGAGAUAUGACCUUUGAGCCCAAAUGUACAGUUUUUGAUUGAUUUUGACCGUUAAAUCAGACUCAAAUCUAGGUUUUUAUAACAUCCGUCCAACUUUUUGAACAAUUAUUGUAUUUACAGAACCAAACGUGUGUAGGCCGGAAACGAAGGCCGCUUUCAAGAUCGACAAAUGGGUCUUCUUCGAUUUUAAUCAUCAAUUGUGUUCAUAUUUCAAGCUAAAUCCACACAUUUUCUAGUUCCAGCUACAAAAAAAUACAAUUAUCUUUACAUUCUUUCUCAUAUAUGACAAGUAACCACAACAGCCUCUGAGAAAAAAAAAUGGAAAUCCCACAUUUUCACAUUUUAUUUUAUUUAAGUUGCCCAUUUUAUCACAACUAUCAGAAGUAUUCUCUCAUCAGGUCAUAUCCAUAAUCACAAGAAAUGUAUUUUUACACAGGA
This is a messenger RNA of Trematomus bernacchii (emerald rockcod), 2499 nucleotides long. It is a transcript of the gene vax2, whose product is annotated as ventral anterior homeobox 2. The record is from RefSeq and is a predicted model, not a curated record. Gene Ontology annotation, molecular function: DNA-binding transcription factor activity, RNA polymerase II-specific; DNA binding. NCBI's taxonomy places the organism in Eukaryota, Metazoa, Chordata, Actinopteri, Perciformes, Nototheniidae. The coding region runs from base 367 to 1266 and encodes 299 amino acids. The transcript is spliced from 3 exons. Gene Ontology annotation, biological process: central nervous system development; neuron differentiation; regulation of DNA-templated transcription.